Monodelphis domestica (gray short-tailed opossum) is the source of this 6838-nucleotide messenger RNA. It is a transcript of the gene CCSER2, whose product is annotated as coiled-coil serine rich protein 2. The record is from RefSeq and is a predicted model, not a curated record. Gene Ontology annotation, biological process: microtubule bundle formation. Gene Ontology annotation, cellular component: microtubule cytoskeleton. NCBI's taxonomy places the organism in Eukaryota, Metazoa, Chordata, Mammalia, Didelphimorphia, Didelphidae. Gene Ontology annotation, molecular function: microtubule binding.
GGGCUGGGGCUCAGGCCGGGGAGGGAGGGAGGGGAGGGAAGGAGGCGAGGAAGGGGCGGUGGCUGCUGAGGAGGCUGAAGGAGCGGAGGCGGCGAACGCGGGGUACGGGCAACCUCUGCACGCCCAGCCGGGACUGAGGGGAUGUGACUGCCCGACGUCGCGGGCUCGCACCAUACUUUUCACCAUCCCUCCGGGCUCCUUCCCCGCUGACCGGGCGGUCGCUGGGCUGGGCCCGGGGGCGGCGGCUGUGUCCGGGCCGGACUGGCGGCCGCGACCUCCCGUGGAUUCUGUCAGCUUCCAAGAACAAAUGUGCCCUAUAACUCAUGGAAGAAAAACUACAGGUCAAGACAUCUUUGGGUUCCAAGUUGCCGAAGUAUGGGACGAAAUCUAUAGGCAGUACCCUACAAUCAGUGCCGAAUGGGACAGCUGUUACUUUAUCAGGGAAUUCUACGAAUAGCAGUGGCAAAAAUUUCAUUAAGCACAAUGGCUCUGUUAAUAUGUCAUCCUAUUCUUUUAAGUGGAGAAAGUCAAAUAAAUACCAACUCAGUGAGCAAAAUACUAGGGACUCUCACUCUAACAAUAAUUCAUAUGACAAACUAGUUGACCCUGAAAAACAUGUUAAUGCUCAAGGAACAUUUGGUAAAAGUGGAUUAAAGAGAGAUUUGAAGAGUGUCUCUUUAAUUACAUCAAAGAUAGCAAAGCCAUCAAACAUGUUUGUUUCAACUUCAGAGGAGUUAAACCAAAAGACUUUGUGUGGACUAUCUAGUUCAGGUAAAUUCACCAAAGCCUCAUUGUUAGGAAGGACUUCAUAUUCUUCACUUAGUGCUCCAAAAUCACAGUUAAAUGGAUUUUAUGGAAACAGACCAACUAUUAGUAUGCAAAGGCCUAGAGCAAACUCCUGUACCACCAGGAACAGUUCUGGAGAAAGUUUAGCACAGUCUCCAGACAACAUUAAAUCCUUUUCCUGUGAAAAAAUAGUACGAUCACAAAGUUUUUCACAUUCCGUUCAGAAGUCUUUCCUUCCACUUUCAUCCAUAACUAGAUCACAUUCCUUUAAUAGGGCUGCAGAUCUUACAAGGCCUUAUCAGAACCAACAGUUGUCCAUUAGAGUACCUCCAAGGUCAAAUAUGCAGUCAAAAAAUGUAAAAUCAGAGGUACUCAAUAGAAAUGAACAUUUAGCAUUUGGAUUUAAUAGGUCCUAUGCUGCUCUAUCAGGCUCUGGUUUAAAAAAAUCGACUUUACCAAAUGGCUCAGGGGUGACAUCCUUUGAUUAUAGACUGGGUCGAGCUUCUCUACUGAACCCAAGCAGACCACAGUUUACUGGGAAGAUAAUAGUGGAUGAUAAUAAAAAUUCAACUGAUGACAAAUGCAUAUUGGAAGAUUCCUCAGUUUUGUCUAAUGAUGGAGCUAUUGAGAAGGAAGACGAUUCAAUUGAAAAUUGUAGUUCUAGAACAGAAAGUAGCCAGGGCAUAAAUGAUAACAUGCUGGAAGAUGAUGCAAAAGUCAGAUACUUGAGUGAUGAUGUGGAUGAAAUAUCCCUUUCCUCUUUGUCUUCUUCUGAUAAGAAUGAUUUAAGUGAAGACUUUAGUGAUGAUUUUGUAGAUAUAGAAGACUCAAAUAGAACUCGAGUAACACCAGAGGAAGUCUCACUCAAAGAGGAAAAACUUGGAAAUGUUCCACGAGUGGAUCCAUUUGAUUCUCUGAAAGAAAGUGAAAAACCCUUUGGUAAAACUGAUGAAUGGAUAGAUAUCAGUGUUCCAGUAGAAGACAAGAGUGAAUGCACUAAGCGUACUACAGGGAAUACUUUGAUUUCUCCAGACAUGGAUUACAGAGCUGGUUCUUCAUUUGAGCUCUCCCCAUCUGAUAGCUCCGAUGGAACAUACAUGUGGGAUGAAGAGGGUUUGGAGCCCAUUGGAAGUGUCCAUCCAUGUGGAAGUUAUGAAUCCUCAGAAAUGAACAGCAUAGAUAUCCUGAACAAUCUUGACUCAUGUGACCUUGAAGAUGAUGAUCUCAUGCUUGAUGUGGACCUGCCUGAGGAUGCACCUCUUGAAAAUGUGGAGUGUGAGAAUAUGAACCGCUUUGAUGGAUCGGACAGAAAUGUUCGACAGCAUCAGGAAGGCUUUUGGAAAAGGCCGCCCCAGAGAUGGAGUGGCCAGGAACACUACCGCCUGAGCCACAGUGACAGCUAUCAUCAACAUGGGAAAAUGGACCUGAGCAGAGGAUCUCCCUAUAGGGAUUCUCCUCUGAAUCAUUUUGAAAGCUACAAGGGAAGCAGUCUUUACCAGAGUCCUCGAAUGUUGGUAGAUGUACCUGAACACGCUGUGAUGUUGGAUGAAAUGACUCUUCGGCACAUGGUCCAGGACUGCACUGCUGUAAAAACCCAAUUACUUAAGCUGAAACGUCUGCUGCAUCAGAAUGAUGGGAAUUGCACACAAGAUAUUCAGUUAUCAUUGCCGUCAAGUCCAGAACCAGAACCAGAGGAUAGGGAUCAGAUAUAUAAGAAUGAAGAUCUGUUAAAUGAGAUAAAACUCCUUAGAGAAGAAUUGAAGAAGAAGGAUGAGAAAAUCCAGCAGUUGGAGCAGCAGCUUGCCACUAGGUGUAAAUGCCACCAGAAUUCUAAAGGGGAGAAGUGCACAUAUGCUGAUAAAUACACACAGACAUCUUGGAGAAGAAUUUCUGGUGGGUAUUCUGCUCCCUCCUUCUCUCCUUGGCAGGGCUCAUUCCAAGGGAGCCCUCGGACUGUUCCACCGCACCGCAGACAGAGAGUUGAGAAGUUAGUCCAUUACUUCUAUGAUAAAGCGUGCCUCAAGUACUACAGCCUUCCAGCAACCUUCCCAGGCCCACAGACCACACCCAGGGAAAGCUAAUAAAGCCACAACACAUCGUGGCCCACAGUGAAAGUUCUCUUGUGGGCUUACAUCAGAAUAUCGAACAUCUAAAUGAAAAUUUUGCAGAUGGUCAUCAACAAAAGAAUGAUUAUGGCCUCAAAGAACUGUCCCAGUCAUUAAAAUCACCAUUAAUUAUGAAGGAACUUGCUAAGAAAACACCUUCUGAAGAACUCCUGAGUGUGACAGGGAAAGUUUCAAAGUCUAAUCAGCUGACUAGUAAUAAAAUAAGUGAACUAGAAUCUGCACCCUCCUUCCAAGUGAGUAUAGGAGAAGACCAAGUGAAAAAAGCUCUGAAAAAUCAGCCUUUGCCCACAGCCGGUACUACCCAUUCAAAGGCCUUGCAGCUUCAAAAGCCAUCAAUUGAUAAUUCUGAAUCAUCUCAAGAUAGACCAACAGCUUGCAAUACAUCAGAGUUAACAACAUGUAAUCCAGCAAAACUUCAAACUGCGAGUCAGACAAGCUUAAUAAGUAACAAGUCAAAUCAGAAAGCUUCUAAACUUCGCCCGCCUUCAAUCUCCUCUUUUAAACAGAAGCAAAUAAGCAGUCCAAGACAAGAGUCUCAGAACUUCCAAGGAAAGACAAGCAUCCCAAGGCCACUAACACAAAAAAAAGAGAUCAUACAACAUCAAACUGCCAAUUUUCACUCUGGGGAUUGUUUGACCUCUAAACGGUAUUCUCGUCUCCCUAAGCCAAAGAUACAUUAAGGACUUAAUCAUCACCUGCCCAUUUCUUUGGAAAGAUUUGUUCAUUCUUUAAUUGUUUUCCAUACAUCUGAUUCCCAUGGAGAAGGCACUAUUAAAAAGCCUGCAAGUCUUGAAUAUUAAAACUUAAAAGCUUCAGUUAGUUUGGCUAUUCAGUUCCAUAACCUAGUUGGAGCCUAUGCUAUCUGAACAUUCAUUGCCUCAGGUAAACACAGAUGUUUGCUUAUCCAUCUCAAAAACCUGCAGAAAGGACUUCAGUUUGUCAUUCCCCCUAGAAAAUUUAUGCUUUAUCACAGUAUUUCACUAAAGAAAUAUUCAAUGUUUAUGGUUUGUUGGCAUAGCCCUUUUUAUAAUUCUUAUUAUUAAUCAUGAUUAUUAAAAAUAUGUCUUUUUUUGUUUAUCCCAACCUUGAAUAUAACGCCUGUUUAAAAGGCUAGAGAUGUUUAAAAGGUGGAAAUGCACAUCUCUAAGCAGAUUAUUGGCUGGUACUCUGACUCUUCAUUUCAGAGGCCUAUGCAAAACCUCUAUGGUCAUCUAAAGAGCUCUCACUUUCGGCAGGUUAUUAGUGUAUGUGAUGUUUUUCUGUUGCAAAAAUCAAAAAAUCUUUUGAUUGGCUCAUCUUCCUUGGCCUUCUCUGGGUAUCAGGCAGAUCUCCCAGGCCAAAAGACCACAUAUUAUGUAUAAACAUCUAUGCAUUGCUCUCCCAUCCCAUUGGCAGAAUUUUAUGUUCAGUUGAUGUUGUCACUGGGUAAAUUUUGGAAAUGGAGCUGAAUAUGCUUCUGUUUGCAAAACAUGAUAGUACUAAGAGUUUUCUGGUGACUGAAUCUUGAACUUAAGAGGUUAAGGAUUCAUGAUACCUGUGUAUAAGGUUCUACAUAAUAUAUUUUAAAUUAGGUCUUUUAACUUUAUUGUAAUAUUUGUAUUUAUUGACUUUCUGCUAAUAUCAGAAGAAUCUGAAGUACCUGACUUGAAAUGUUUGCACAAAACUUUGAUGUAUGUAUAGGGAUUUAAAACUAUUUUGCAUAAUAAAACUUGUGUUUAAUAAGGAAUAUUUUGAAAAAAAAUCACAGAUUUGCUUUAAGCAAGCCCAUGAUGUCAUGAGAAGAGCUGGUACUCUUUUAAGAGCUUUGUUUUUGCUUUUCUAUGCUUUUUAGCUUUCUUUGUGUGGGGGUGUGCGCAUGAGGGACAAAUUCAUUGAAAGGCAGUUAGAGACCGAGGAGGACUCAUUCAAGAACUAGAGAUGGGGAGGGAAGAGUCUUUUACUAAACUUUGAUAGAUGCUCUCAGUUACUUUUUUCUUUUUUCACAAGGCAGCUUGUGAGACCGUGAAGUUAGUGCGUGCCCGGAUCUAGUGGUAUGUGCUUGUCAUCAGGCUACCAAUUUCCUCUUGUAAUUCCCCAGUAAUGGCAUCAGUCUGAAAGUAGUAGUUUCUAAGAGAGGCAAGUGCUAUGGACGGCCAGAAACAUUAGGCCAGAUUUUUUUUUCAUUUGUUUGUUUCAUAACUGCUGACCACUAAUUAAAGGGGACCUGGCCAAGAAAUCAGUUGUACAUAUUUCAAGUGAUUCCUUUAGCAAUAAUAUGAGAAGAAUCUAUAUUCCUUUGAGAAUAAAAUAGGCAAACAUUUGGCUUUUGUUUGAUUUGAAAUUAUAAAACGCUAUUUGCUCCCAUGCUUGCUAACUCAUUUUUCAUUCUGAAUUGUCAGAAAAUCAUUCAUGUGCACAUAUUUGAUGGUAUAUGAGCCACAUAUGUUUAGGCCUUCCUGAUAACAACAAACAUACACACAAAGCCCCUCAAAAAUGGGUUUACUUUUGCCAUAAAUUCUAACUGAGAAACAUCAGUAUUACUGCAGGUUCCUCAUAUAGUAUCCAUUAUGAUCACUUUAGUGUAAUCAGACCUAUCAACAAAGCACCUUAAUGUUCAUUAAUGGAGACAGGCUCUUGUGGCUUAAAGUCUGGAAUAGAUUGGUCCUUUUCCUUUAUGAAAGUUAAAAAUAAUUGUAUAGGUGCAGAUGAAUUUAAAAGCAUUGAUUACAACAUUAGGUAGUUAAGCCUUUUUAGAAUGCUUCAAAUGAUAUCAUUGCUGAAGCCCAUUUGCAUUUUUCUUUUUAUUUUCAUUUGUGCAAUAUUUUCAGGAGAAUGAGACUACUGUUCAAUGUAUUUGAAUAGGGAUGAGAGCCUUUAUUAAUUAUUUUAAUGAGUGAAAAAAUAUGAGGGAAAAAAAUCAGAUUUGCACUUUAAAUGAGCUUUAUUGCUUAGAGUUGUGCCUAAAAUAAUCAAAAAGCCUCUUGUUGUGUGUGACUAUAUUUGUUUGUUUGAAAUAAAUCUCCCAGUAAAUGUUGCUGUUUGAAGGCAUCUAUACGGCCCUGAACAAAACUAUUAUACCACCUUGCAUGUCGCUUUUUCCUACAUUUUCUUUGUACGUUCCUUUGCUUUUCCUUAUUUUUGACUUGAUACCAUACCAUAGAAUCUUUUGCUUUCCUCUAACUGCCACUUACAUGUUCCCAUAGUCUAGUAUGCUAUACAGACUGGAUGUAUGAUCUCAAUUUGGGAGCAUAAUAAUCUUCAUUUCCUUGCUUUCUUGUUCACUAGGAAUGUCCUUGAGGAUCCCUAAACAUGAUUGAAAUGAGAACCAAUAAGCCUGCACAAGUUCACAAUUUUUUAUGCUGCUAAAGGGGUUGGAUUCUUUGGGGGUAGAUACAGUGGCAUGCAUGUAUGUCUCAAACAAAUUCUGAAAUUCCUUAUGGAUGUAAUCACAUCGGUAUGAAGGGGGAUUGGAAGAACCACGUCAUACUUUCUCAGUUCUCAAGCUCAAAAGUGCAUUUUCAAAUGGACCUUCCAAAUCUUUUCUUUCAUUUCAGUGUGGCAGCAUGAGUCUUGAUCUAUCACGGAAAGCUCAAAUUUAAAAAUAAUCUCAAUUUUGUCAUUAAGGAAACACGCAGUACAGGAAACAUCACUGCUGUGAUGAAGCUGCUUCACUGCCUCCAUAGAUGUCAAAUUGUCACAAUAAAAACAAUGUCAAAUCCAAUAACAUUCUAUUAUUUAAAGUCUUAAGUUCAAUGCUAUCUCUAAGACAAAAAUAUAACCAUUAUAUACCUUCAGUGUUGUUUCCCCCAUUGUCUUUUUUUUAAAAAAAUCCAUUCAGAGUAUAUACUGUAUAUUGCAAUUUGCUUGUAAAGUAGAAAACGCUUAUGUAAAGACUCUUUCCUGAAAGUGUUGCUAUAGUGAAUAAAAAUAAAAUGGAUAAUUAUAAA